Messenger RNA from Chiloscyllium plagiosum (whitespotted bambooshark), 5317 nucleotides. RefSeq names its product capZ-interacting protein. The record is from RefSeq and is a predicted model, not a curated record. NCBI's taxonomy places the organism in Eukaryota, Metazoa, Chordata, Chondrichthyes, Orectolobiformes, Hemiscylliidae.
CUCUCUAUCUACUCCAGGAAGGGAGCUAACUGGUUAAAUCACUGUGCGGUCGACCGAUUGAGAUUAAAGCUUUGGGUAAUAUUUAUUACAAAGACCAUAUAAACUUUGACCAUUCGGGGAAUCUAAACAGAACCAAUCCAUUUGUAGUUUUGCUCUGCUUUUCGACGUUUAACCACCCUCCACCCCUCCGUGUCUGACUUUGCUGGGUCCAGAUCAGCCUAUGACCACAGAGUUGUGUCAUCGGGAUGUGUGAAGCUGAGAGACUGGGUAGCAUGUGUGUUAUUCCAGUGCAAUGACUUUGUGAUCUGAGAACAGAGAACACAACGGCUAUCUCUCUCGGAUCAGUUACACACAAAUAACUUGCUGGCCAGGACUCCUGGAGAAAAUGGAGGAGAGUUCAGGAGAUGCAGUGCCAACCAUGGAAGAAAAGCCUAUGUCAGUGGCUGCAUUAGCAUCAAAAUUUAAACAAGGAACGAACAAUACCUUAGAAAAUAAUGAGAAACCGCUCAAGAGACCAGUUCGGAAAAAGCCUCCUAGCUCACUGCCUUUGUGUGGGAUGAAGAAUGACAGUGAAACAGACCGUAAUGCAGAUGAGAAGUCAUCAGUUAAUGACUCCAACCGUCCACCAAAGUUGAAAUUGAAGACUUCCUCCCCGCUCAUUGAAAAACUCCAGGCCAACUUGUGUCUCUCCCCGAUUGCUCUCUUGCCUGGCGCUGGUCCAAAGAGUCCAUUAAAAUCUUCCUUCUCACCUUUUACUAGUCCUGCUUCCACACCUGAUAGUCCUGGAACACGCUCCCAAUCUAGUGAAUCUGAUGGAGGACCAGUUUCAUUUGACCAACCUGCAGAAAGGGAACCUUUGCACAGUCUGCACAAGAACCGGGUACGUGUGUCAUUGAAACGACGGCCACCCAGCAGGAGAUUUCGACGAUCAGCUGCUGAAGAUGCAGUAAACUCUGACUCUGCAGAAACAGACACAUCUCCUAAAAAUGCAGAACCAGAGCAGAAUGGAACACCAGAUGAGGAAAGCAAUGAUGUUUUUACUGAUGAUGGAGUUCAAACCGAUGAUGCAACCUCUAAGAAUUCCCCUUCGCCUAAAGAAGACUCUCUCCCCUCACCAAAAGAAUCUUCUCCUGAACAAGCAUCCGAGAAAGAGCUCGAUCACCUCUCAUCUUCUCAAAGCCAAGAAUCUGAAUUGUCUUCUGAUCUAAGCCAAUGUGAGCACAUGGAAGACAAUGCUAGCACUACAAAAGAAACUGAGGAGUCUUCAAACAAGGACAAUGAGGCUUCUGCCAGCAGUGAUCACAACAUAGCAGGAAGUGAGACUGCAGAUUCUGAGAGCUCUAAAGAAGAACCCAAAAUUGAAGAAGUGAAAGCAAUUGAUAUUCAGCAGCAGAAUUCCAAAGCAGAGGAAAUGUCUCCUGAGGGCACUGAAGACGAAAAAUGCACCUGACUAUAUCAAACUCGGUCCAAUUGAUAUUCAUUGGAGGCUGACAAGUUUUCAAUGUAAAUCUGUUUAUUUUGUGCCUACAGGUGAAAGAUUCUGCGCAACUUUUAGCUCUUUUGUUUGCUAGGGUGUGUGCACAUUUCUGUAAUAGUUCCCCUGCACAUUGUUUGCUUCUGCUCAUUAAGGGCUGGACUCAUUCACAGAUCUAUCCCAAUUUACUCAGGUAUCUCCUUCGUGCAUCAUGAUUUUGAAAAUUUCUCUUUUGGAUAAAUACUUAAUUCUAGCUGCACAUUACAAGGAGUGACUGCAAUGAAUGUCAAUAAAUAAAAUAGCACAGAAAUGCCAAAAAAGAAUUGUGUGCUGGACCUUUACAAUUCGAUAUGCAUGUGUGGAAUAGUGGAUGUGAAACUGGCACACAACUGCAUAAUUUAAAAAACAGAAUGAAUAAUUCCCUGAAACCAAAAAUGGCAAUCUUAGAAUCAGGGGAAUCAAAUGAGAAGAUUCCAAAUAUACAGUAAUUAAUGCCAAUGAUUUAUUUAAGUGUAAAAAUACCCCAAUUAGUCAGGUCCUCCAUGCUGCUGCCUUCCAGCUUUAUUUCAGAAUAAGGUAUCUCUAAUAAAAAAUAAUGGAAGGAAAGUUACAGAUUUGUAUAUAUUUUGUUGUCCUUCUAUUAACACUUCUAUUUUGGAGAUUGGCCAAACAUGGCAACACAAUAGCUGAUCAGUUGGUUGGUGGGACAGGCAGAGCAGGAUUGAAGUAGAGCUCAGUAGUUAGUUUAUGGGGUCUCCAACUUAAAUUCCAGCAGUUUGAUGGAGUGAAGAAACUUGCUAAUCCUCUUCUGAAGCUAUCUGUCAAAUCAGACCAGGGAAGGAAUAGAUAAUUCCCUGUUUCAUUUUAACACUCUCUAGCUACACCCCGUGCCUCUCAGGCCUGAUUUCAACCAAACCUAAAAUCAAGGAGAUGAUUGACUUAAAUUUAUGUAUUACUUGUCUCAGGUGAAUACCUAUUCGGUUGUUUGCCUUAAAGAUUGAAAACAAAGUUCUUGUAUAUCAACGAUCUCCCUAGCCUUUGAUUCAAAACUGUCACCAAUAUAAGCCACUAUAUAUAUUAUCAUUUACUUAGGAAUGUUGGCUUCUGUGAAACUUUAAUUCAGUUUAUCUGUUUAAGACAAAAUUGCUCUGAACUCCUGUUUAAAUAGUUUCCUCUGAAUUCAUUUUCCUCAACAUCAGGGAUUUUGUUUCCCAUCUUGAGAAAGGUGUAGUGAGGUGCACACAUUCUGGGUGAUGUUAGUCAUUGAGUAAAGAUCCAACCUCUCCCUUUUCCAGGAACAGUUCACGCUAUCUACAAAUAGAGAAUUGUUUUAUAUGUGCAUCCUUAACCAGGACAGCCCAAUAAGAUGCUGCAAUUACAUGGAAACCUUUGGAGUAGGAAACCCACUUGUGCUUGUGAUUAAAAUGUCCUGAUGGAAGAUUUAAUUCUUUGACUGUUAUUAAUGCUGGGAAAUAUUUUAGUCUCUCUGGUAAUGGAAUGUUGAAUUUUGAACCCUCGCAAUGAGCAGAGGCUUUCGACACUUUCAUAUCCACUAAUGGCAACACAUCUGCAGAUGACUGAAAUGAUGAUGUGAUCAUACUUUAACACUUCAUUCAGUUCCAUUGCUCAUGCACGUUAAACAUUCAAAAUACAUACCAAAUUACAAGUCAAGCCCAGAAAUGGGAAAAUGUUUUUACAAAUGUCCUGGUUAAGUAUUUUACAAAACAAAUAUAUGUGAAAACACUGCAAUGAGUAAAGUGAUUUACAUCAGUAAGUGUUUCACACAAACCUUUUAUAUAUGUUCAUUUUCAUGGUAUUUACAAAGUUAAAAUGUGAAAACCCCAGUGGAAUACUUUAUAGUGCAGCGUUGCCCUCUGCUUGCCUUUUUCCAUAGCAGUUAAAGUGAACUCUGGCAGCAGCCUACAAAUUCUGUAGUUCCACAUAAGUACUUUAUAAUCUCACCACACUGUGCUGAUGCAGAGUCACUAUGCACUUCACACAUGGUUGCUUGUUUCUGUUUUUUUAUGAAUAUCUCAAUGUUCCAUGACUGACUUGGAUGAACAAUGAUCAGGAUUAUUCUAUUCAUUAAGAAAUUUCAUUAAAGGCAAUAUCUACAUGUAAUGAACUUGUUAAAAUUUCAAAUUAACCUGUGCAUUGCAUUGGCAGCUUUCAUUGAGUUCAGUCACUGUGAAAUUAUUCAUUUCUGAUUUUCCCCUCCACUGGUCAGAAAACACCAGUCAGUGCAGUCCCAUCUUACUGAAUUUUUUUUUAAUUUGGCAAAUAAGAUGAGGAAACUGUUGUUCAACAAGAUUAUAUGAACCAGAGAAUCCAAACUGAAAUUAUUGAUCUCUGGACAAUUGUGCAAGAGCUAUUUGUGACUUUAUUAUGGUUUAAGAGAAUAGGAACAUGGAAUUCUUGUUCCAAUAAAUCUGAUCUGAGAAAAUAUUUGAUUUGAAUAAUGUAAAUUGAUAUUUUCUGGCUUAAUAUAUAUAAAAGAUUUAAAAUAGAAAGAUUUAAAAUGUGGUUUCGUUGAAAAAAAGAUUGAAUUUAAGAGUAUUGACUAAAACUUCCAGGUGGAAAUAUAUUUAUCAACACAUUGCCUCAUCAAAAGGUACACAUGAAACAUGAGAACAAAUUGGUUCAGUGGCAGGAAGACAUUAAUCUCAUUUGAUACCUACAAUGACCUCUUGUUUCAUGCAGACAUAGAAAUAUGUAUAAUAGGAGCACGGUCUUGCUGUAAAUAACCUUCCUGUCAAGCUGUACUGCCACCCUUGCUUCAACUAACGAUACAAUUUUACUUGUCAUUGAAUAACCUUCUCUCUCAACAGAUUUCAAAAUGCUGGUUUUAAAUUAUUCAAUCAAAUUGUGUUAGUCAAAAUUUCUCACGUAGGUACAACUCCAGAUCAACUACCUUCAGAUACAAAAUACUAAGUUAAUGAGAAGUGUAUAUUAAGAAAUCAACCAGAAGGAAAGUUUGAUCAGAGUAGCCCCAACAGAUUUGAGAUUUUGGAGGCAUUGAUAAUAGAAGUGUGAUAAAUCAGUAAGUUACAGAAUGAUUAGCCAUGGGUCAGUAUUUGCACUGAUUCUAAUAAAAUCAAUAUCGUGUAUUUGGCAAGAAAACAACUGGAAUUGAUGACCCUAACUUUUGUCUGAGUGACCUAAAUUGUAUGCCCUUUUACGAUGUUCACAAUCUGUCCAUGUAUUUCUUCGUGAUUUCCUGCAUAUUUUCGAAGUUGAAUAUUGCGACAUAGAGAAAGUAAAGGAACUGUGCACAAUUUUUUAUUUACAAUCACCAAAUAAAGCAGGCUUGUUGAUUUUAUGCCACUUAACUGUAAAGUUGUUAAUCAGACAAUACUUGGCAAAGGACACUUCCUUCACUACUAUUACAAUGUUAGUGCAACUCAUGUGAGUUGGUCCAAUUAUUGGAGAUGAUCUGAACAAUGGGACAAUGCUAUCUCCACCAAUGUUUCCUAAUUAAAAGGUUUUGCAUGUAAUUUCUACUAGGGACCUCAAGAUAAAUCCUUUGAUCACACCAAAAAAAGUAGUUGUGUUGAAGUGAAAAUGUUUUAAGUGGAUGGUGUCUCUGAGCAGGAGCAUUUAAUUUUGCUACUGCACAAAUUAUUGCAUUACCUUGCAAUUAGUAUCCUAAUGUAUACUGCAGUUUCAAGUCCUGAAUUUAGAAUCUAGAUAUGUAACACUUCUGAAUGACUGUGAAUGUAAAAUUCUCAAUGGAGUGAGGUGUACGCUGGAAGUGUUUGCUUUGUAUUCUUGGUAAAUAUAUGUUGCCAAAAAUGCUGCUUUUGUAAGCUUUUAAGUGAAAAUAAAAAUGUACUAUGAAAGUAA